This is a messenger RNA of Cylindrotheca closterium, 1287 nucleotides long. The record is from the annotation of a GenBank genome assembly. Lineage: Eukaryota; Bacillariophyta; Bacillariophyceae; Bacillariales; Bacillariaceae.
AUGAUUAGAUACACCACGGUUGGCAAAAAGAAAGAACAGCAUUUUGAUAAGUUGUAUGUGCUGGACCAUGACGUUCUGGAGAACGGGAGCAACCCACUGGCAUUCUCUUGGCCGGCAAAGGCCUUCUCGAAAACCUAUCCAGUUAAGGUUCCAAAGUUGGAGGCAUGGUUGAUAAAGGAGGAGGAGCUUGAGCAGGAUCACUCCAAGGUGUUCAUGAUGGAGGAUAUCAGUGACAAAGAUCCUGAGACGGCUUAUGACCUACUGGUUACAUGCAAGCAAAUGCCCAUUCCCAAGGAGCUCUUGGAUAUCACUUGGGACGGAUCUUUGGCACGCAAAGUCUUGAGAUUGGUGAUUGACAGAAUCAAGAUUCUCAGCAACAGCGAGGAGCCCGAAAAAAUUUCAGAAGUGCAGGAAAAAGUAAUCACUUUGGAUUUUGCCAGAUUGGACUUGGAGGACUCAAUUGGAGAUCCCCCUAACAAGACCUACAAACUGCUCACCAAGACCUUGGCAGCUGUUGAAGAGAGUAACAAGACAACCAAGACCUCUGUGGAAUCGCUUUUGGAGGUAGUGGUAGCGGGCAUCCAUGGCAAAGUAUCGGACAAGGCGCCCCCAAAUACACUAGCAAAGUGUAAGAAGCACAAAUCAAUUGGAAUUGUGCAGUCCCUGCUGGACAAUGAGGCCAAGAAGCUGAACCUCAAUUUGGAAUUCAUCGUUUCAGCUGGAGUGAUUAAUAGGCUGGUGGAAUUGGAAUUUUGUUUGUGCGGCAAUGUUGAAAAGGGUUUGAACAUGUUUGAUAGUGUCUGUUUCCAGCACUACAAAAAUGCAAACGCGAUCAACAAUUACAACAAGAGCAAUUAUUGGUUGACAGCUUCAAUGAAGGAUUAUCAAGCCCACAACAAGAUCAAGCAUGCUAUCUUCCCAAAGGAUCCCAUGCAGUUCCGUGAGAUGGUCACUGGUAUGCUGGUAUUCUACUGUGUAGUGUUUGGAGAAACUCAUCCACUGACAGCCGUGUACAAGAAGUUUGCCAAGAAUGUGGAUACCAUCACACAAAAAAUGGGAGUGUCCCAGCAGGAGCGAGCACUCAAGCAAUUCCUAUUUGGAAUCUAUUCCCAAAUUGAUCGUUACUUUGAACAUUUGGUGAGAUCCGGCACAAACGCAGAAGAAAACCUACCCGACUUAGGCACCUAUGUGGAGACCUGCUUCCAUGGAGGAAGCCUACCAGAGUCAAACUUGUUUGCUGUCGCAAAGGACUCUGGCGGAACUGGUGGAACAGGAGACAAGACUUAA